GGUAGAAUUUGGGCUAUUCUCCUUCCCCAUCCAAGAGUGCAGUAGCAUAAUAAUCAGGACCUGCUGGAACUCCCUCAAUAUGUCGUACCGAGAUUUACGAAACUUUACAGAAAUGAUGAGAGCUCUUGGGUACCCACGACUCAUUUCUAUGGAGAAUUUUCGAACCCCCAACUUCCCAUUGGUUGCAGAAAUUUUGGUCUGGUUGGUUAAAAGAUAUGAACCACUGGCUGACAUUCCUACAGAUACAGACCUGGAGCAAGAUCGCGUGUUUCUCAUCAAGGCUGUUGCUCAGUUCAUGGCCACAAAGGCUCACAUAAAACUGAAUACCAAGCAUCUAUACCAGGCAGAUGGUUAUGCAGUGAAAGAACUGUUAAAAAUCACCUCAGUACUGUACAGUGCAAUGAGGACCAAAACAAUUGAUUCUCUGGGCCCUGAAGAACAACAGAGUGGCAAAUUCAAAUUUGACCUGGGUUCAAAGGUAACCUUCCUUAGAGGGAUUCGUGGUCGGGCUUCCAUGGUCUCCUCCGAGGGCUCCUCCCUCUAUAAUGCAAUUAAAGAAGAAGCAGAUGUGAGAGACAUGAGAACAACAGCAAUGGCACGGCCAAUGGAGAUUAAUGAAACCGAAAAGGUGCUGAGAGCAGCCAUUAAAGAGGUUAUAGAACAAGUACAGAAGACAAAAGACAUGCUGAACAAUGUGGCAUCUGAUGAAGCCAACCUAGAAGCUAAAAUCGAGAAGCGAAAACUGGAUUUGGAGAGGAAUCAAAAGCGCUUACAGACACUUCAGAGUGUCAGACCUGCUUUUAUGGAUGAAUAUGAAAAGAGUCAAGAAGAGCUGCAGAAACAGUAUGACAUAUAUGUGGAGAAGUUCCACAACCUGAGUUACCUUGAACAGCAACUAGAUGACUAUCACAGGAUGGAGCAGGAGCGGUUUGAGGAAACAGAGAACACCUUGCGUUUAAUGCAGAAUAAACUGAGGGAGGAAGAGAAGAGGCUGAUGAAAGCUGCAGGCAGUGAAGAUGAGUCAGAUAUGGAUAUUCCUGAUGAAGAAAGCUCUGAGAGUGAAACAGAUGAAAGGAGACCCAUGAAGCCACAUCUCAGUAGAGAGUUUCCCAUUCAAGGUAGAAGUGGUCUUCGUAUCAUUGGAAACAUGCAGGGUGGAGACACAGAGGAUGAGAAUGACAGUGAUGACAGUGAAAUUGAUGUGGAUGAUGAUGAUGAGGAGGAGGAGGAAGAAGAGGAAGAUAAUGAAGAAUUUAAUGAUGGUAUUUCAAUCCAUCCUUCAAAAAUGACUCGAGGAUUACGCAAGAUGGAACCUCUAGAAGAGAGUGACAAUGAUUUCUAGUCAUUUAUGGCUUACCAUUUGUUUUAUUUAAUUGCUGCUGGAGUCAUACCACAUAGUAAAGAAGUAAAAAAAAGAAAUAGACCAAAAUGCUUCUUUAUUUAUAUUUAAUUUUUUGGAACAAUCUUUAUUGGGGAUUAAUACAGAAAAGUCAAUUUUAAUUGUAACUUUUGUAUUCUUGGAAUAGAAGAUGAGACAAUGUAUUGUAGACAUCUUCACAUAUGAAAUUCUGCAGAUUUGAAAUUGGCAACAACGUUUACAGCUCAUUUUGUGUAAACAAAAUAAAAAUGUUGAACUAUA
Messenger RNA from Protopterus annectens (West African lungfish), 1639 nucleotides. It is a transcript of the gene IFT38, whose product is annotated as clusterin associated protein 1. Lineage: Eukaryota; Metazoa; Chordata; Ceratodontiformes; Protopteridae. The coding region runs from base 80 to 1342 and encodes 420 amino acids. The record is from RefSeq and is a predicted model, not a curated record. Gene Ontology annotation, biological process: cilium assembly. Gene Ontology annotation, cellular component: cilium; intraciliary transport particle B; centrosome. The transcript has 14 exons.